Pomacea canaliculata is the source of this 856-nucleotide messenger RNA. RefSeq lists its product as uncharacterized. The coding region runs from base 128 to 514 and encodes 128 amino acids. Lineage: Eukaryota; Metazoa; Mollusca; Gastropoda; Architaenioglossa; Ampullariidae. The record is from RefSeq and is a predicted model, not a curated record. The transcript has 4 exons.
AGGGGAAGAAAUGGAGAGUUACGCCCCUUCAUCACUAUGACAUCGGUUCACUUGCGAUUUUGUUUCAAAGCGUUUUGAGAGUCAGCGAAAGUCUUCAUUCUGCAAUAGAAAUCUUUAAAAGGAGACAAUGAAUUUAGUUCAAAGUAAAGCAUCUACAGAAAAUGACUGGGGCGUCCGGGAGGCACAACUUGAAACACUGCAUCAAGAAAUUUUGUUUCAACGUGAAGCACUCUUACAUAGCUCCAGCAGUGUAAUACAGGGACCGAUCUUGAAUGCUGGAAGAACAAACAUCUACUCAGAAAGUGAUGCCAGACUUAGGAAUCUCAAGUUGUUAAAGGAUAUAGAUGUACUUGAUGAAGAGAUGAACUGUCAUCCAAGUUCAAGUUCAAAAUUUGUUAUACUACAGAACAACUAUUGGUCAAUGGUGCGAAGUUUGCUUCCACUCUGGGAGGAGUCUUUGAACGUAGGCAACCAUUUGUCACAGCAGCAGAAGAUAAGAUCCAGAAACUCUUGAAAUGUAACCGACAUUCACUUCUUAUGACUACAGUUUGAAGGCAAUCAUAUCUGGCCUGGCAUCCCUGAGCAGAACUGCAAGAGAUUACUACUUUGCUUCUUCCUUUAAUCAUCAUGCUGCUAGGCACUACUACUCUGAUUCUUCCUCAAGUACCUAUGUUGCCAGGGAUAGUUGCUAAGAUGGUGCGAAUUAUUUCCAGACUUCCUUUUUAAUAUACAUUACCUUUACAUAUAGAAAGCCUUUUAGCUGAUGUUUCAUCCAUGGUGAAGCCAAAAAAUUUGUUACAUUUUGCAUAUGUAUAUAGUGCAAUGGCAUAUUUAAUUAAACUCUUUUACAUUUGAA